Molecule: messenger RNA, 4151 nt
Organism: Pundamilia nyererei
Lineage: Eukaryota; Metazoa; Chordata; Actinopteri; Cichliformes; Cichlidae
Product: netrin-4-like
Exons: 10
Coding region: 215-2170 (651 amino acids)
Biological process (GO): cell migration; basement membrane assembly; animal organ morphogenesis
Cellular component (GO): laminin trimer
Molecular function (GO): protein binding
Source: RefSeq, a predicted model, not a curated record
ACAGCAAAGUUGAAUCCUGAGGGGUGGAGUGGAAAUAAUUGAAGAAUAAUGCGUGCCGAGGAUUGGGAUGAACUAGUCCAAGCUAAGCCUGCAGAGGAUUUAAACACGACAAAAGGCGGAAUUAAACUCAGCAUUUCUAAAUGUCUGUUGUAGCAGUUUUAUAACAGGGAAAGGACGUUAUUAGCAAAUGGGCAUCCUUAGAUGAAGCACUUGAAUGCGCCUUCUUGCCUUGUUUUACCUUAUGCAGACUUACAGCGCAGUCAGGAUGAGGCUGUGGAUUCUGUUGCUCAUUUUCCCGGUGAGCGCAUCCUCUCCUCUGUUAGCCGUAACGUCUAAAGCCAGGGAUCACCGCUGUUCUGGACGAGCCUGCAACCCCCGCAUGGGCAACUUGGCCCUGGGUAGAGUGCUGAGCACUCGGUCGGUGUGCGGCUUCAACUCCUCGGAGCCCUUCUGCUUCUACAGACAGACCUCCGCCCCCCGCAGCAGCAGGGGGUCUUGCUCGGCGGCAACGUGCAGCCGGUGUAACUCUGCCAUCCCCAGCCAGGAGCACCCUCCAUCUGCCAUGAGCGACUCCUCUUUCCGCCACCCUGACACCUGGUGGCAAUCUGCGGAGGGGGUAAAGGAGGAGACGCUCCAGCUGGAUCUGGAGACGGAGUUCCUCUUCACCCAUUUGAUCCUGGUGUUCCGCUCCCCACGCCCUGCUGCCAUGGUGCUGGAGCGCUCCCAGGACCGUGGACGCACAUGGAAGACCCUCAGAUAUUUUGCCAGAAACUGCGACGAGACGUUUGGCCUGGUGGAGGGGUCACCAGUUGGCGAGGGUGGGGCAACUUGCACCUCCAAGUAUUCAGGAGCUUAUCCUUGUAGCAGAGGAGAGGUGAUCUACCGAGCCUUGUCGCCCUGGCACUCAGUGGAUCCCUAUGGCCCGGCUGCUCAGGACCAGCUCAUGGUCACCAACCUGAGAGUCCGUCUGCUGCAGAAUCAGCCGUGCCCCUGCCAGGCCAAGCAUCCUGGUGCCUCUGCCCUCCCCACGGAUCAUUACGCCAUCUAUGAUUUUAUAGUCAAAGGCAGCUGCCUUUGCAAUGGACACGCCGACCACUGCGAACCGGCCCGUGCCCACCUUUCCGGCACACAGAACAUCAGCAACAUGGUCCACGGCAAGUGUGCCUGCAGACAUAACACGGCCGGCGAGCACUGCGAGCGCUGCGCACCUCUCUACAACGAUCAACCCUGGCAGGCCGCCAACGGCAUCACGGGGACGGCGCACGAGUGUCAGAAGUGCAAGUGUAACAGCCACGCCAGGAGCUGUCACUUCAGUCGAGGGCUGUGGCUCGCAACGGGGCGACGGCGUGGCGGGGUGUGCGACGACUGCCGCCACAACACGGAGGGCCGUCACUGCCAGAGCUGUAAGAAGGGCUUUUACAGAGAUCCCAGCCGACCAAAAAUGGCACCUGACUCCUGCAAAGCCUGUUCUUGCCACCCUGUCGGCUCAGUCCACUCAGGUGGCAGCACUCUCUGCAACCCUAACACCGGGGAGUGCACUUGUAAGCCCGGUGUCGGAGGCUCCUACUGUGACAGCUGCACGACGGGAUACUGGGGGCUUAAUGAAUACGGCUGCCGUCCGUGUGACUGCACGGGGGACUGUGACCCCUACACUGGUGACUGCAUUUCUGGCUCAGAUGUGGAGGUCUUCUAUACAGCCAGUGGCCACAUGGGACACAGCAGCAAAUAUAGUGAGACGGCACUCUUUAGGGUAGAGGAGCUUUUCUCUGCACUGCACCACUCCGAGAAAUGUGAAUGCAUAGAGGUAACCCUUGGCAACCCUAAACUCUUCUGUGCUGCAGAGUUUGACUAUGUACUGGUGGCAAAGGUGAUGUCAGCCCACGACAAAGGCUCUCACGCAGAGGUGAAGGUCAAGGUCAAGAAGGUGUUGUAUCAGAACCCUCAGAUGAAGAUCCAGAGGGGAAGUGUUACCCUUUACCCAGAGUCCUGGACCACCCACGGCUGUACCUGCCCCAUCCUCAACCCAGGAUCUGAGUAUGUGGUGGCUGGUCAUGAAGACUGGAAGAAAGGCCGACUUAUUGUUAACACCAAGAGCUUUGUUAAACCUUGGAAGGCAAGCCUCGGACGCAAACUCCUCCACAUCCUCAGAAAACACUGCGGCCACUGGUAGGGAACCGCCGAGAAGUGCAGUGGACGCAGCUGGCAGCAGGACUGUCUGAAUUAGGCCUCACUUGGACAUGAAAGUGAAACCACUGCCUAUUUCUUUUAUUUUUUUUCCACGGUCCAUGGUCUCAGAACAAAAGGGGGAAAAAGCUAUAGGACUGAGGUUGUGAACCUGUGAUAAAAAUAAGCAUGUGAGAGCAGAUACCUUCCAGACUACAGUCACUGUAGGAUCAAAGAGAACAAAGCAGACCGUAAAAACCUUCAUCCGCACAAAGCUGUCUGAAUUGUAUUCCUGUUAUGCUGUGCCUCAGCUCAUAAAACUUUCAAGAUUAUUUAUAAAGCAGCAAGAAGUGCAUAUUAAAUACUCAAUUAUACUUCAUUUCCUGGCUCGAUUUCCUCGCUGUCGGAGCUCACGAGCCAAAAAACAGUCGCGUCCUGCUGUAUCCACUUUAUGGAAGACUGUUUACUUUGAAAUUUCGCAAAGGCACAGACUGAAUGAUCCGUGUCGUCACACAGAUAUUGCCGAUAAAUCAUGAACGAGUAAACAUCAGGCAGCGUGUGUGGAAGAGUACAUAUGCUAGAUGUCCUUGGUGGUGAGUCUGGGACUGUGCAGGUCAGAACAAGUAACUCCGGGAUGAAGGGAGAGGAUGAAAAAACAUUAAAGGAAUCAGACGGCUUAAAUCUGAGCAGCUCCACUUUACUCUGGGCCACUCGCCCCCCUGCUGACUGAUGAGAACAAAACCCUCUCUGCAUACAACAGGCUAAAACACUUGGGAUUUGUUUGCUCUUAUAGCCAGCUUGCUACGAAAGGAUUUCACCUUCUUUGGAAGACCUGCUUCCACAUGAGGAGGAUUCGCUUGACAAGACCUCCCUUAAGUCAGCCCUGCAGGAGGCGGUGCGUGUUUGGGUGUUGCAAAUGCUCUCUGAACAUAUGCUUCUCUUUUUGGCCUGUGACUCCUGCUGCCUCAAAAUAAAUAUGUAUUAAAAGCCGGGGUAUUAAUGGACAUCACAGUGUAUCAGAUCCGGAGUCCACAAGCCACUUUAGAGCCAGCCCCCGGUUAAGAAUAGGCCUGGUCUGCUGUCUCCAAGGAGAAAGGACAAACUGUAUGAGGGGACACGAUGCAUUCCUCAGCCAUAGCAUCAUCACCCAUGCCCUUGUCUGAAAGACUUUGCCAAAAUAAGAGAAAUGGACUGGAAAUUUUCUUUUAGAGGACAAGGUGGUGAUUUUUUUAAAUUUUUUAGGGUGAAUUAAUGUGCUCUGUCGUCAUCGUGAUGCUUGCAACGCUGUUUCUGUGUCCUGUCCGUUCUGUUUCAUCUAAACUGCAUAAACUAAACAUCAGUGUGCUCAUUCUUAAUGCUUCUGGGAAAAAUCGGUUUCAUUCCUCGGUCACAUUAUGCAGAAGCACCAGGCUAUGAAUAAACAGCCUGAUGUGCCUUACUGCAUCAUCUUCACCAGCAGAGGUGGCUGACUGAUAUUUAACCCAUGUUUGAGUACCGCCCUCCGUUGGUUAAAAGAGAGAAAUACACAUGUACGUGGUUAAAGUUUGACAUCAUUUGACAUUUUUGCUUACUAGCUAAGAAAAGAGGGAGCAAUAUAAGUGGAAACAAUAAACAUUCACUGUUGUAAUGUUUAUUUUUGGUCAAACUCUUUCUUAAGACGGAGGUUUUUCCUCAGGUUUCAGCACUGCAGCACAGCCUGCAUUAGGUUUUGGAGUAGUCUUCCUAAUAAACUGUAAAACUGCUGUGUAUCGGUGAUGUCUCUAGAGCUGCCAGAGAGCUCCAUGAACUUGAAUGCAGCAUUGGAUGCAAGAUUUAUAACAAUUUAUUUCUUAUAAAACUGCCUCAAAUUAAAAUAAAGCAAAGAAAUGUAGAAGUAGAAAUAUUUGAUAGCGGUUUCGUUUUCCUCACAUGAGCUUAACAAGGCAAUAAAGCACAGCAUGUUCAGGCAAGGUGCGAGCACCUAAACCUCCUUUUUUUUGCAUGAUUCU